CUUAUAGAGCAAUAGAGAAGCUUAGCAGUUAUUUGCUCAUCCAUUCCCGUCCCUGCGUAAUCCUCCACAUGCACAGAUGCAUACCUCUGUGGGAUAUAAACGUCUGCAUGUGUGUGUGUGUGUGUGUGUUUAGGUCCUUUGUGAAUGGGACGUGGCUGAGGCUCGGGGUAACUUCUCACACUCCUGGCAAGUUGACGCAGCUUGGCACAGUGUUUGUGCAUGUGAGGGAGUUGAAGUAUUUGUAGUGUGUCUGAAUGGCCUGUGGUUGGCAGGGCGUUGUUAACACGAUUAUGCAACGGUAACAAAAGGGUUAUGAAUGAUAGAUUGUAAAGGGAACGCGGCCACGGUACGAUCAGGGUGUCGUAAUAAGGGCGUCGGUCUUGAAGUCUUUUCCUGUGUGUGUGUGUGUGUGUGUGUGUGUGGGGCCAUUAGAUGGCUCCUCUCCUUGCUAUCUCUCAGGCUAGUUCAUGCUCACACACUCACACACAAUCAAACACACGCCCUGGGAAAUAUGGCAGGGAGUAGACGUAGAUAAACAAGAGAGCUGAGACUCUCACUGACACAGACAGGUUUGUGUGGGAAAGCAGCGACUGCCAGUGUCAUAACGGCAGGAGUGAAGUUUGCACAGGCAGCUGAGGGAGCGAGAAAGUCACCGUGAGUGUACGUGUGUGUCUGUGCUGUAGACUGUAUACACAGAAGAACAUCUUCAUGUGGUUCCCUGUUGACUGGCUCUGAGUCUAUUACCUGUUUAAAAAUUAAGAAAUGCUGUUUUCCUACACAUGCCCAAAGUAUAAUUUAGGAGUGCAGCAAGUAGAGAGGUAUGAACUGUCUCACCUCCUUAUAUAAAUAACUACUGCAACACGACAGGCACAGAAAAAACAGAUAAUAACACUGGGGUUUUUUGGUGCUGCUUUUCCUUUGUAAAUAAUAAUAAAAAAGGUCAAAUAAAGUUUUGUCGUAAUACGCAAUACUGGUAAAAAGGUAACUGGAAGUCUGAAGUUUGGAGAAAAAGAUUUUGAAAUGAUCUAUGUCAAAUUGUGUGCAGGGGGCGCUCUUCAAUGCUUUCUCCAUGACUGCAUUGGGACAGUCUCUACUGAUAGUUUAGAUAACAGGGAUAACAGGACAAUGGAUGAUAAAAAGCUUGGAUGAGAAAUGCAGGUGAAAUGAUGUCAGUGGUAUGGGGUCAAAGAGGGUUUUUUUUUACCUCUCUCUCCUUGCCUCUCACUUGCUCUCUGCCUCGCUCUGUCUUAUAAACACACACCCCCACAAUGAAUUAUGAUUAAAUGCAGUGCAUCUUCUGCUGGUUGCCAGGGAAACAGACAGAUGCUUCACUGGACUUUGAAACUACAGUCUAGUCUGGUUUCUACUUAGAAAAAAUAUCUUUUUGUUCAUAAGUUUCAGUCUUAAAAUCAGAGAAAAGAGUUUGAAGAGUUUGUUUAUAACUAAAACAUCUACCAUUAAAGAUUGAGUUUGAAACAUUUCCCAACAAGUGCAUGAUUUUGUUUCAAAACAGGAAAGGAAUUUUGCAAUUUGUGGCAUUUUUAUUGUUGUACAAAAAAAAGGGAACUGCUCCAUAACAUGAAUAACAACUCAUCAUCUGAUAAAAGCAGGCUUCUCCUCGUCCUCAGGCCACUUCAGAGUUAAGUUGUUUAAAAAAAAAUCUCCAACGCAGCAGAAGUUGGAUCAUGAAUAUCUGAAGUUUACACAGGAAUGGUAUCAGGCUGACAGGAAGGCAGAGUUACACAAACAGGAUGUGUUUUAGUGCAUAUUUAGAUCCAGUCAGUCUGCUGGGAAUCAUUUAAAUUUCCCCAGCGCGUGCGUGUGUGUGUGUGUUUGUUUGCGUGUGCGCUACAACUCAUAGGAAGCAUAUUUCAUCUAACUUUACCCCUCAACGAUAUUUUAACUAGGUCAGCGAACUAAUGUGGAUACACUGCUGCGCACUGUCAGUGUGGCAUCUAGUGGUGGACUAGAGGAAGCGCAGCUUUUAUUAAAUCUCGGCAUAUUGUAGUACCCAAUUGAAUUUAAUAAAGAGGAGAAACCUUGGAUCGAAAAAACGACUGUUAUUGAUUAUGACGUGGAACAUGUUUGUGUGUGUGUGUGUGUGUAAACCAUUUAUUAUAAUUAUUUGCCUGUAAGAAAAAAAACAUCUAUAAGAGAUUCUACUCACUGCAUCUCUGAAUGUAUCAGCUCUAUACUUAAAGUUCAGAUAAAAAAAAAUGUGUCUUUUACAAAAGGCUCCUUUAGGGGACGCUGUUGUAUGACUCACUCCUGUCAUCUGGACCAACUUGUUGACCAGUUUCCCAGUUGUCACUUUGAAUUUUGUACACACUUUUUAUCUUAUCUUCCUUCAUAGCUCUUAGAAAUGACAACAUCCGUUUUAUUUUUUGACCUUGUUUUUGGAACACAGCGUUGCUAUGGUCACAGAUGUCAGUGUCCAGUGUUCAGUGUUCACUAAAAGGUCAGAUCCCCCAUAAUCUAGACUCUGUUUUUUUUUUUUAUUCCAGUUUUCAUGUAACAUGAAAACAUCCUGACUGAAGCUACGGGGGCUGCAAAGAAUUCACAACCAAUUCAUGUUAUUGUUGUGAUAGUCCAUCAGGAACUUCUGUUAUGUAACGUAAUUAUCAACAUGAAGUUAUUCCCACAAGUCACUCUUUCAUGCUGUGUUACCUCACUCUAAUAUGUACCGCUCACUCCUCUUCUCUCUCCCACCCACAGCUCCACUCUCUGCCCUCCUUGUUCUGACACUCCCUCUCUCUCUCUCUCUCUCUCUCACACACACACACACACACUGCCUCUCUCUCUCUCUCUUUCUCUUUCUCCCUGCCACUCUCUUUCUAAGCUUGUAAGCGGUCUCUGGGCACACAGCCAGCUGGCGUGCGUGUGUUUUUUGAAUGAAUACCUGAUGAAGUUGGCCAGGAAAGCAACUAUGGGAGGGGCUCUGUGUGUGUGUGUGUGUGCGUACGUGCGUGCGUGUAUGUGUGUUAGGAGACAGUGUGUGAGCUCUGGCUCGCAUUCAGCCUCUUGCAUAAUACACUUUGGAGCUCUGCAUGCGGGACUCCCUCCCUGUGGGCGUGAGCGAGUGUGUACUCCAAGUUCUGUGAGUGAGUGAGAGAGUGAGGAAGAGAGAGGGAGGAAGAGAGAGGGAGAGGGAGAUCACCUGAGUCCUGUGUGUCACUGGUGGUGAGGGAGCUUCCUGCCCCACUGUCAAGAUUUAGGAGCCGGCUGUGUGGCUCAGUGUGCGUCUGUGUGUGUGCGCGUGGUUGUAGUUGUGUGUGUGUGUGUUUGCAGCACAUGUACACCGACUCUGCUUGGGAUUUUCCGCUUAAGGCAGAGGGAGUGAGAGAGACAGAAUGAGAUUCAGGGCAGUUUACUAGAGACACGACAGAGCAGGAAAGAAAGAAAUGAGAGAGGAGGAAGAGAGAGGAAGAGCGAGAGAGCAUGCAGCAGAAUGGAGCACCUCCUGCUUUCCUUGUUUUUGCUGUGUGUGGGCAGGCUUGCUUUUGCAAGGACAUGAUUCCACAUGAAGUGCGACGCACUCGGCCCCCCGUCGUCCACGGCGGCUGCAGCAGGUGUGAUGUCGUAACGAUCUCCCCCACCACACUGAGCUCAUCCUUCAGACGCUAAAGACCCCUGGACCGAACAGAAACCCCUUACGGUUCCCUCUGAGCACCUCUCCAUAUUGCAGCUGGAUAGAGAGGCUAAGAGCAACUAGAUUAGGAAGGUUAAUUUAUAGCUAAAAUAGAGUACGACAAGGAGCAGGCCAUCAAAGGUGAGAGGAAGGAAAGGAAAAAAAAGGAAUAAGUCUGAGAGAGCAGCAAGAGGGACAAUAGACAGACAGGGUUGAGGAACUUCAGAAAAGUGAUAAGAGAAGUACUGUGACGUGGGUUGAAUCAUGAAGUCCAACCAGGAACGCAGCAAUGAAUGUCUGCCUCCCAAGAAAAGGGAGAUCCCUUCGAGCACUUUACCAUCUGAAACUCGUCCCCUGACGAUGCCACCUGCCAGUGACAGUCAGCGUUCAGAGAAUCUGACCUGGGUCGCCAGUGUGGCUGGUAGGAAUGACAGCAGUACAGUUGGGCGCCGUAACUCCAGUCAGUCUGAUGGGCCCCAGUAUAAAUCUCUUUCGUCCUCGUCAGACUCUUCAUCAUCGAGGCUAGUCUCAUCUCUUCCCACAGUUUUUACAUCCCCCUUGUCACAAUCCACAGUUGGAGGGACUGUCCAUUACACGCAGCUGCCCAACCUGCAUUUUGUAGCUUCACCUUAUACAGCCCCAUACACAGGCUACAUCUCUCCCCAACUGUUGCCACCUCCUCCUCCCCCUCCUCCCCUCUCUUCCUCGACAUCCUCCUCCUCCUCGUUGGCUGCACAGAGGUCCUCUCAUUCCCAGAUGGCCUCUGCUUCUUCACAUGCCUCUAAACAUGACCAGCACAGAUCAUCCAGCGGGCGGACCUCAAUGCCGCCUCCUCUCUCAGACCCGGCCCUUCAUCAUAUUCAGAUGUCACCUUCUUCACGGACUGUUCCAACUCCUCAUCAUCAUGGGGGUGUGCACCUUUCUCACCAGUCACUGCACACCCCGCACAAUUUGGGUCAUGGGAUGUCCCAUGUUGGGUUACACUAUACAGAUGCAUCCAGCAGGAAAGAUGAGAGUGGCUCGAGACACAGAGAGUUUCACAACGGUGAGCUGGAAAGAGGACGGAGACAUGGAUUACACAGUGAGUCCAGCCACUCAAAGUCAGGGAGCAAGUCAAGGGAUGUCUCUUCAUCCUUGUCAGCGUAUGAGGCCCGCCAGCUGGUUUUGCCAUCAGAUUACUCUGUUCAUGAUCACUCAGGGCACAGAACCUCUGUCAUGCUAAUGCCCAAUAGCCAUGGUGACCAUCACCUGAUACAGCGCAGAGCUAGCCCUGAGAAGCUGGCGAUGUGUGCUCCUGCACACUUGGAGAAAGGUGGGAUUAUGCUUGGAAAGCCGGUUCAUCGUACGGUCUCCUCUUCCUCCUCCUCCUCCAGUACCACAUCCUCAUUUACAUUUCCACCCCCGUUGAGUGUAGACAGUCUCAAAGCUGUACAAUGUACAAUGUCACCACAGACUGUUAUCCAGACCACCCACAGUGCCACUGAGGCGCUGUCCAUGGGGCUCCCCUCCACCAAUAUUUACCCCCAGCCACCUAUAAUUGGUUACAUCGCUGGGGGUAGUGGAAGCCAGCAUACCCCACUCAGUUACCACACCAGCCUACAACAGCACUUACUCAUUCCUGGUGCCCAACCGGUUAUCAUCCCUGUCACUGGAAGUGGAGUCACCACAUUGGAACACGUUUCCUCUCACAACGCGUCGUCCACCCAAGCUGCACCGUUCCCAAGUGCACUCCCUCACAUGUACACUGCUGCCACCGCUCCUAAAAAUGAAAGUCCGCAGAAAACCUCCAGCGGCUCUUACCAGCAGGCCCCUUCAGGUGCAGUGACCCAAGCACAUCUUCACCCCCCCUCUGUUCCUACGCAAACAGGAAUGAUUGCUCCUCCGCCACCUCCCCCUCCUCCUCCUCGUCCACCAUCCAGUCCGGUGUCCCCUCCGGCACUCCCCCCAUAUUUCAUCAAGGGCUCCAUUAUCCAGCUGGCUGAUGGGGAACUGAAACGUGUAGAGGACCUAAAGACAGAGGACUUCAUCCAGAGUGCCGAGAUAAGUGGUGACCUGAAGAUUGACUCGUCCACAGUGGAGCGCAUCGAAGGCAGCCACUCCUCACCCAACGUCGCUGUGGUUCAGUUCUCUGUGGGUGAGCACCGUGCACAGGUGAGUGUGGAGGUGUUGGUUGAGUACCCCUUCUUUGUCUUUGGCCAAGGAUGGUCUUCAUGCUGUCCAGACAGGACCACUCAGCUCUUGGAGUUGCCAUGCACCAAGCUGUCAGUGGGUGAUGUUUGUAUUUCCCUCACCCUCAAGAACCUGAGAAACGGAUCUUUGAAGAAGACUCAACCCCUGGAACUUUCCACCUCUGCCUCAAGUCACGGACAUCUCAAAUCACCGAGAUCUGUCUCUGAUGCUCCUCGAAGCAGUGGAGGAAGCUCCAGGCACGGUGAGCGGGAAAAUGGCAUCAGACAGCGAGGGAAUAGAGGAAGCGGGGGUGGUGGAAGCACCAGAGUGGAAAACGGGGAUGCUCUGUUUGGGAUAAGGGGGUUGCUUUCUAAAGGUCAGAACAACAUCAGCACAAAUGGUGGCUCCAGUAAGCCAUCAGGGGGCAGGAAGCGAAGAUGGUCUGCCCCUGAAGGUCGAAAAGUUGAGAAAUCAGAAGAGGAACCGCCAUUGACCCUUCCCAGACCUUCCUUCAUCCCUCAUGAGUUGAAAGUUAAAAUUGAAGGAAGGUCAAAUAUUGGCAAAUGAAGGCUAACAGGACUGUUAAAAACCCUGGAAAUCUGGGGGAAACAUCAGUAAAGGAUUCUUAAAGAAAAGAAAAAACAAAACAAGAAUGCCCACAUUAAUAUCUCAGAUUUUUGGUUUGCUUUUAUUUUUCUAUCUUCAAAACUUGUACUGUAGAGGUUUAUUGACCCUACACGGUAUCACCUUACAUUAAGUUCAUGUAGUUUUUAAAACAUUCAUUUGGUGGAUUUGCUUUAACACGAGCAAACAGUGCUGUUUUGGCUAUUUUGAUGGGAUUAAAAUUACUAUUGGA
Messenger RNA from Cynoglossus semilaevis (tongue sole), 6653 nucleotides. It is a transcript of the gene atxn1a, whose product is annotated as ataxin 1a. Gene Ontology annotation, molecular function: protein binding; RNA binding. Gene Ontology annotation, biological process: nervous system development; negative regulation of transcription by RNA polymerase II. NCBI's taxonomy places the organism in Eukaryota, Metazoa, Chordata, Actinopteri, Pleuronectiformes, Cynoglossidae. Gene Ontology annotation, cellular component: nucleus. The record is from RefSeq and is a predicted model, not a curated record. The transcript is spliced from 3 exons. The coding region runs from base 3893 to 6364 and encodes 823 amino acids.